UCUCUCCCUCUCGGUCUUGCUUAAUAGUGGACAGGAGGAGGAGCGAUGCUUGUCAUCUACUCCUGUUAAGUUCCCCACUCCGCCCACCCCCUCACACACUUCUUCCGCCUCACUUUCCAUCAGAUUAUUGUUAUCGUUGAGUGAGUGAGGCCCAAAGGCAGCAGCAGCACAGAGCAAGACCGCAAAGAAAGCAAGCGGGCAAGCCUCCUUCACCAUUACCGCGCAUGUGCUCUGCGCCGGUCAUCUGCCUUCGGUGUAGGAACUCUUGCCUGUUUGCUCGGUCAUGGACAGGCACACCUGCAAGCUCUGCUUCCGUCGUUUCCACAAUGGCCGCGCGCUGGGCGGCCACAUGCGCUCCCACGUCAUGGCCGCGUCGUCGGCUGCAGCGUACUACUCGCCGCCGCCGCUCUCCCUGGCGUCCACCUCGUCGACAGAGAUGGACGACGACGCCGAUCCGGCGCCGCAGAAGCCACCCACGCCGUGCGUUGCACGCGAAGAAGGCGCCAAGAAAGCGUUCUGCUUUCCUGAACUCUCCGGCGGCGGCAGGGCCGCCCGCGGCGAGUCGUCGGUCGUGCAGGACGGGGAGAGCGACACGGAGUCGUCCCCGCGGUUCGCCGUGAGCCGGCGACGCUCCAAGCGGGCGCGCCGGCGCGCGCCGCCGCCGGCGGCGUCCGAUCCCGAGCAUCCGGCGAGCAGCGUCUCCGACGCGACGCCGGAGGAGGACGUGGCCAUGUCCCUCGUCAUGCUGUCUCGGGACUCGUGGACGCGGCGGUCCAGGCCCGGGCCUGGGCCUGGGCCUGAUCCCCGCUGGGGCCCGGCGAGCUCGGGGGCCGAUCGGAGCAAGGACGGCGGCGUCCGCUCGUUCGUCGGCGCGGACGACGAGGCCGAUCGCGAGCACGGCGACGUCGCCCGCCCGCGCGGGAGGCACCGGUGCGGCGUGUGCAGGAAGGUGUUCCGGUCGUACCAGGCGCUGGGCGGCCACCGCGCCAGCGUCAAGAAAGGCAAGGGCGGGUGCGUGCCGGUGCCGGUGCCGCCUUCCGCCGCCGCGCCGUCGCCCAAGGCUCGCCGCGGCCAGACCGGCCCGGCCGUCCACGAGUGCCCGUUCUGCUCUCGCGUGUUCGAGUCCGGCCAGGCCCUGGGCGGCCACAAGCGCGCGCACGUGGCGCACGGCGCCCCCGCCCCAUGGACGCCAGCGAGAUGCGGCGACAGCUCGGGGUCCAUCGACCUCAACGUGCCGGCCGCGACGGACGACGACUUCGAGCUCUCCGCCGUGUACGACGCCGAGUUCGGCAGCGCCAGGCAGUGAGGCCAGCCAGCUGCUGACCCGCUCGUCGAUGCCUGCUACGUACGACUCGGACCGGCCGGUGCUCUUUCACAGCACAGCUGCUGCUGCGGGACAACAGGUGGGUGGAUCCCUGGCUGGCGGCGAGGAGGCCCAGGGAUGACCCUUGGGCAGCGGGCGUCGAGUGGGCCUCCGACUUGCUGCGAGGGAGCUUGGGUGGCGAUGGCAGGUGGACCUCCGACCGGCGGUGGGGAAGCCCAGUGAUGAAUCCCUUGUGAGGCCGCCACGAUGAUGUGAUCGCAGGGUUUCACAGGAGGCGGAUGUGAAGUUUCACGGAUCAGCAUGGGAAAUACAUAUAAGACCUAAAUAGCGGGGUUACUAUAUUUAUGACACAAGUCAUCGAGUUCUAAACCAGUUUGAUAAAAUAUGAUGAAUAGGACUUCUGUUGGAAGCUAUUUUUUUAUCCCACAGCCUUGUGUUUUAAAACAGGACCAUGCUUAAAGUCCUUGUUAGAUGUUAUCCUAGAUACAGGGAAGAUUAUCACGGGAUUACAAUCAAUCGUAGACCAACUAUAUCAAAA
Molecule: messenger RNA, 1862 nt
Organism: Zea mays
Lineage: Eukaryota; Viridiplantae; Streptophyta; Magnoliopsida; Poales; Poaceae
Product: cys2/His2 zinc-finger transcription factor
Exons: 2
Coding region: 284-1306 (340 amino acids)
Biological process (GO): regulation of DNA-templated transcription
Source: RefSeq, a predicted model, not a curated record